This is a messenger RNA of Fusarium mangiferae, 486 nucleotides long. RefSeq lists its product as uncharacterized. Bases 1 to 486 code for a protein of 161 amino acids. Lineage: Eukaryota; Fungi; Ascomycota; Sordariomycetes; Hypocreales; Nectriaceae. The record is from RefSeq and is a predicted model, not a curated record. The transcript has 3 exons.
AUGGAAGGAGAAAAGGAAGGCAAAAUCUCGGGCACUAUCUUUAUGGUCAAGGUUGAAGAUGAACCAUUCCCGAGAGACCCCGACGAGAAGGAUCCUUUCCCUACGACCUGCGAGGAGGACAACAAGUUUUGCCUUGCACGCGAAUCGUCCCUGCAGGAGCAGUUGACCUCCCAUCGGGAAGAAGUGACUGCAUUCCAUGAGGACAAGGAGUCUGGUCUUGCACGCGAGGCUUUCUUAAACGAGCAAUUGACUACGCACCGGGAAGAAUUGGCUACAUGCCAUAAACAUUCUGCUGGCUGUGCUGCCGACUCUACCCUGGCUAAGGAGCUCAUUGCAUCCAGCUGCCCUGGUCAGCAUGGCAAGUAUGGAAUUAUUGGUGGAAAGCAGUAUAAGUUCUGGUGCCAUCGAUACCAUAACUUACGUGAUCCUAAGGAAACACAUAACAGUAUUAACACAAUGUUAGAUUGCAUUAAGCUCUGCAAUUAA